AUGUCUUCGUUUGCCCGUUUCUGGCAGAACAACGCCGCCAAGCGCCCGCUGGUCACCCUAGCAUUGACCAACGGAGCGCUGGCUGGCAUCGGCGACUUGAUCGCCCAGUACAUCACACUGCCCACCGACCCCGGCCCCAAAAAGGCUUCAUUCCUCGCCAACUACGACGCAGUCCGGACACUGCGCUUCUUCACCUACGGCUGCAUGUUCGCCCCUGUCGCUCACAAAUGGUACUCGCUGCUUGACCGGCGGUUCGCAUUCCCAGCUGCGGCAAAGUCUGUGCACCAGAACAAGGCUGCCAUGCUGCUGGUCACUGGCAGGCGCGUGGCGGCUGACCAGAUCAUCUUUGCACCAGUCGCCAUUGCUGCCUUCUUUGGUGUCAUGGGCACAAUGGAGGGCAAAACUAUGAGUGAGCUGAGGCAGACCUUCCGCGACCGCUAUCCAGAAGCGCUAGUGGGAAACUACGUGCUGUGGCCCGCGGCUCAGCUCAUCAACUUUGGUCUUGUGCCGCUCAUAUAUCGCGUGCCGUUUUCUAGCGUUGUCAGCGUGUUCUGGAACACGUAUUUGAGCUGGGUCAACAGCAAGAAUACCACUGCGGAGCCGCCCAUUUGA
Messenger RNA from Linderina pennispora, 612 nucleotides. RefSeq lists its product as uncharacterized. NCBI's taxonomy places the organism in Eukaryota, Fungi, Kickxellomycota, Kickxellomycetes, Kickxellales, Kickxellaceae. Bases 1 to 612 code for a protein of 203 amino acids. The transcript has a single exon. The record is from RefSeq and is a predicted model, not a curated record. Gene Ontology annotation, cellular component: membrane; cytoplasm.